AUGAUUAAACAUUGUAUAAAAUAUGCUUUUGAUACAGAAUGCAAUUCUCAUUCCAGCAUAGUGCCCAAGUAUUACCAACACUUCACAGCCUUGGUUUUUGCAGUAAAGGAGAUCAAUGAAAACCCUCAUAUCUUACCCAAUCUCACAUUGGGAUUCAACAUCUAUGACAGCCAUAACAAUGCAAGGAAGACCUAUUAUGCCACAAUGUUGCUUCUAUCAGCUCUGGAAAGAUUUAUCCCUAACUACAUAAAGAACAACCAGAAAAAUCUAAUUGCUGUCAUUGGGGGACUAGAUGCCCACAUUUCUUUUAACAUGGCAAAUCUCUUGAAUAACUAUAAGAUUCCGCAGCUCCAUCAUUUCCUCAGAAGUGUCUCCUUUAACAACAAUGCUGGAGACACAGUUUCCUUUGACCAGAAUGGGGAGAUAGUGGCUGGAUUUGAUGUGAUCAACUGGAUUGUUUUCCCAAACCAAUCAUUUCAUAGGGUGAAAGUUGGAAGGGUGGAUCCUAACCAAGUGUUCACCAUCAAUGCGGAUGCCAUAACAUGGUACAGUGGGUUUAACCAGACCCAGCCACUUUCUUUAUGUAAUGAGAGGUGUCAUCCUGGCUUUAGGAAGAAAGUGAAGGACGGGAAACCAUUUUGCUGUUAUGAUUGCAUCCCAUGUCCUGAAGGGAAGAUUUCAGACCAGGAGGACAUGAAUGAUUGUAAUAAAUGCUCAGAAGAAGAAUAUCCAAACACAAAUCGGGAUAUGUGCAUUCCGAAGGAAAUAAGCUUCUUGUCUUUUGAAGAAACUUUGGGGAACAUUUUAGUCUGCUUUGUUCUUUCCUUUUCUUUGGUUACAGCUCUGGUGCUGUGGACAUUUCUAAAGCACCACAGCACACCCAUUGUCAAAGCCAACAAUCGGGACCUCACCUACACUCUCCUCAUUGCCCUUCUCUUCUGCUUCCUUUGUGCAUUGCUAUUCAUCGGAAAGCCUGAGAAGGUGACAUGCCUCCUCCGACAAACAACAUUUGGCAUCAUCUUCUCAGUAGCUGUUUCUUGCGUGUUAGCAAAAACCAUCACAGUAGUUCUGGCUUUUAUGGCCACCAAACCAGGAUCCAAGAUGAGGAAGUGGGUGGGGAAGAGAACAACCACUUCCAUCGUGGCUUCCAGCUCCCUUAUUCAAGCAGCUGUCUGUACUGUGUGGCUGGGAUUCUCACCCCCAUUCCCAGAUGUUGACACACACUCGUUGACUAAAGAAGUCGUACUAGAAUGCAACGAGGGAUCCGUGACUAUGUUUUACUGUGUCCUGGGCUACAUGGGCUUCCUGGCUAUUGUCAGCUUCACUGUGGCUUUCCUUGCCCGGAAGUUACCUGACAGUUUCAACGAAGCCAAGUUCAUCACUUUCAGCAUGCUGGUCUUUUGCAGUGUUUGGCUGUCCUUUAUUCCCUCCUACCUGAGCACCAAGGGAAAAUACAUGGUUGCUGUGGAGAUCUUUUCUAUCUUAGCCUCCAGUGCUGGUCUGCUGUGCUGCAUCUUUGCCCCCAAAUGCUACAUUAUUGUGUUACGGCCUGAGCUGAACAACAGGGAACAUCUAAUAAGAAAUAAGGCCUGA
This is a messenger RNA of Podarcis muralis (Common wall lizard), 1593 nucleotides long. NCBI's taxonomy places the organism in Eukaryota, Metazoa, Chordata, Lepidosauria, Squamata, Lacertidae. The record is from RefSeq and is a predicted model, not a curated record.